This is a messenger RNA of Trachymyrmex septentrionalis, 2176 nucleotides long. Its product is annotated as elongation of very long chain fatty acids protein AAEL008004-like. NCBI's taxonomy places the organism in Eukaryota, Metazoa, Arthropoda, Insecta, Hymenoptera, Formicidae. The transcript is spliced from 6 exons. The record is from RefSeq and is a predicted model, not a curated record. Gene Ontology annotation, biological process: fatty acid elongation, saturated fatty acid; very long-chain fatty acid biosynthetic process; fatty acid elongation, polyunsaturated fatty acid. The coding region runs from base 86 to 1075 and encodes 329 amino acids. Gene Ontology annotation, molecular function: fatty acid elongase activity. Gene Ontology annotation, cellular component: endoplasmic reticulum membrane.
CGGCGACGGAUACGAGUGGACAGGUACGAGAGGACCAUCGCACCGGGAAGAAGAAAGGGACGUGUAAUAGCAGAUUCUAUUCAAGAUGACGAGCGUAGUGACAAAUCUGGUGCAUAGUUAUAGGGACCUUAUGGACAAUCAGUCCGAUUCCAGGGUGAAUGAUUGGGUAAUGAUGAGCAGCCCUUUCCCGACCCUGGCGAUAUGUCUGUCGUACGCUUAUUUUAGCAAGGUUCUGGGACCGAAACUGAUGGAAAAUAGAAAGCCUUUUGAUCUUCGGGGAGUCCUCAUUAUGUAUAAUUUCCUACAGACUCUCUUCUCCAUGUGGAUAUUUUACGAGUAUCUUAUGAGUGGUUGGGCGAAAGGUUACAGUAUCAAUUGCCAACCGGUGGAUUAUUCGUCCAGCCCGAUGGGCCUCAGAAUGGCAAGAACCUGCUGGUGGUACUAUUUUAGCAAAUUUACUGAGUUCUUUGAUACGCUGUUCUUUAUUCUAAGGAAAAAGAACCAACAUGUUUCAACGCUUCAUGUAAUUCAUCACGGAGUAAUGCCCUUUUCUGUAUGGAUGGGAGUGAAAUUUGCACCGGGCGGCCACAGCACGUUUUUUGCCCUUCUAAACACCUUCGUACACAUUGUGAUGUAUUUCUAUUACAUGGUAGCCGCGAUGGGACCGCAAUUCCAGAAGUACAUCUGGUGGAAAAAGUACCUCACUACUAUGCAAAUGAUACAAUUUGUGAUGAUCAUGUUCCAUCAAUUCCAAUUGUUCUUCAUCGAGUGCAACUAUCCGCGAGGUUUCAUGAUCUGGAUCGGCUUGCACGGUAUCCUAUUCUUCGGGUUGUUCUCGGAUUUCUACAAGACGAAAUAUACGUACGACUCAAGGAAAAACUCCGUGAAGAAGAUGCAAAACGGUAUUUCCGGUGGAGCUUGCAUGCCGGUUUUGGACGAUAACGAUAGCGCGACGCACAACGGUGUGUCCUCGUACACUACAAUCUACAACAAGGAGUACAACAGCUGUUACAGCAACGGCACAAACAACGGUUACGUUGCCAAUAAUAACGUCACGGAGAAAAAACUCGCUUAGGACACGUGGGAAGCUCGAACAUUUUUUUUAUGUGCUGGUCAGCUGCUCGUCUUAUUAUACCUACAAUUACCAUUCUAUCGUGAAAGAUCACUUUGCAGCAUGUCUAUAAUCUUAGACAUGAGAAUAAAAAGCCAAAUUACACGCACGUGGUAUGGAAGACAACGAGACAAGAUCUCAGACGGAAGAACUGGCACGUAUUAUAAAGCGAGACAUCUCGUUAUUCUGCGUUGUUAGCAGAGCAGUAGUUGUGUUCACUAACAUAGUAUCAUCGACGACAGGGCUGUUACUAUCGACGUUAAAACUAAUAGGAAGAGAAAGAAGAAAAAAUAAAUGCGAUACAACUAAUCGCCGAGGAAAAAAAUUAUUGUGAAUCUUCAUUUUCGGGUCUCUGUGAGAUAUGGCGUGGUCUUUAAAUUAAUAAUUUAUCUGCCAUACGAAAAUAGAAUAUUAUUAAUAUUAUUGGAAAUCGUUAAGAGUACAGAUAAGAAUAUUAGAAGGAAAAAAAACUAAAAAACUACUUUUGCGAUUUCCGUGUUUGGCGUUAUAUGGAAACUGCGGUUUAUAAAAUCUUUAAAUUACGACUAGUUUGACAAAGCUAAUUAGAAAUGAGAUCACAUUCGACGAAAUGUGAAAAUAAGCUGUAAGCUGGGUAACGUUAAUACGCACACAACAUGACGAAGAAUUAUAGAGUAUUCAUCGUUGAUAACUAUACUGGAAAGAACGACAUUCGCUGUGCGUGCAAUUUUUUUUGUACUGGUUGUGUACGUAUUGAAUACGAAUGUGGAUGUUUCUUAGUCGUACGUAACUUUUCAAAGCAUCUCUUGUUGAGACACAUUGCUGGAACUAAACUCCCCUCCCCCCUCCCUCAUACCAUCAUUAUCGACUCUGCCGAUCCGGUUGUUUCAUCUUCGGAUAAACUAUGUGAUAAUUUAAGAAAUAAAAAAGAACGAAAGAACGACUAAGAUGAGAUUUAUCAAAAGAUUAAACAACCCAAUCUCUGUCUCUUUCUAGCCCCGACUGUGUUCAAAACUCCGGUGUUCUUACAAAUUAACGUACAAAUCAAUUCGCCCAAAAUAUCGUAUAACAAAGUUGGCUGUAUAA